AUGGCCGCCAUGAUGCCCAGCGCAACGACUUCGGCGAACCCCUAUGAGCACUACGAUCAAGACCCCCUUGAGGACGAUCUUAUCGACCCAGAUGACGCUGCUAUGGACCUGGAAGAUCCUCUCGCCUCGACUUCCGAUAGAGCACCAUUGACUGGCAACAUUCAACAACCGUCAGCUCGCGCUCAAAACACCCAAUCAUACUUGAACAACACAAUCGGCGGCGAGGAUCGCAGAGCACCUCAGAACACCAUCGAUGAGAGCGUUUGGGAAACACUAUCGCGAGACUUGCUCGCUGUCUGGGAAAAGAUGCGUCAAGUGCUAUACCCAAAGUACCUCUUGGGUGGUAUGCUGCAACGUGGUGGUGGCAUGGGUGGUGCGGAGAGGGCUGAAGGUGAAGGUCUGAGCGGUGGUGGCAUGAACGGACUGGUUGGCAGAUGGCCAGAUGCCGACACUGUUCUGCAGAGUGGUAUGAGCGAAGGUUUGAGGGAUUGGGACCUCUGGGGUCCUCUUGUCUUCUGCUUACUCCUCAGCUUCCUCCUCUCUCGCGGCGCACAGGACAAACAGAAGUCGGCCGUCUUCUCUGGAGUCUUCGCUACCGUCUGGAUCGGAGAGGCUAUCGUUACACUUCAGAUCAAGCUUCUAGGAGGCAGCAUCUCGUUUUUCCAGUCAGUGUGUGUCAUCGGAUACACACUAUUCCCACUCGUCAUCGCAUCCCUGCUUAGUGCAUUUGGUCUUCCUAUGAUUGCCAGAAUUCCCGUGUACAUUGUGCUGGUCGCAUGGUCACUGGCAGCAGGUGUUAGUAUCCUUGGUGGCUCUGGUGUCGUCAAGAAUCGUGUGGGUAUUGCAGUCUUUCCUCUCCUCGUCUUCUACGUUGGCUUGGGAUGCUUGUGUUUCAUCAGUUAA
Molecule: messenger RNA, 903 nt
Organism: Aureobasidium subglaciale EXF-2481
Lineage: Eukaryota; Fungi; Ascomycota; Dothideomycetes; Dothideales; Saccotheciaceae
Exons: 4
Coding region: 1-903 (300 amino acids)
Biological process (GO): endoplasmic reticulum to Golgi vesicle-mediated transport
Cellular component (GO): trans-Golgi network; membrane
Source: RefSeq, a predicted model, not a curated record